Messenger RNA from Pimephales promelas (fathead minnow), 1624 nucleotides. The record is from RefSeq and is a predicted model, not a curated record. NCBI's taxonomy places the organism in Eukaryota, Metazoa, Chordata, Actinopteri, Cypriniformes, Leuciscidae.
CUGAAUGAGGGAUGAGAGCAGAUAUAAUAAUCACGUAGUGUAAAUCUGCAGACAGAAACAUCAGACUCAGGACAGAAACACACGACCUCUAAAAAAUGGAGCAAACUCAAUAUUUGAUUCUUCUUCUCAUUGCUCUCUGCUCCGUAUCUGAAUGUGUUCAGCGUCAGUAUCACUUUAUAAACGUGAACAAGACCUGGACUGAAGCUCAGAGAUUCUGCAGAGAGAAUUACACAGAUCUGGCCACCGUUGACAACAUGAACGACAUGAACGAGCUGAAUAAGAGUGUGAAUGAUGAACGUGUCUGGAUUGGGCUGCAGAAGACGGGUGUUGAUAAAUGGCAGUGGUCUUCAGGUGAACCUGCGCUCUAUCUGAACUGGAGAUCUGGACAACCUGAUGGCACAGAUGAGUGUGCUGGGAUGAGUAAUGGACAAUGGCAUGAUUUGUCAUGUAGUAUCAGACAGACUUUCAUCUGUAAUUCAUCUAACAACAUGAACACAGGACUCGUCUUUGUCAAUCAGAUGAAGAACUGGAGAGACGCUCAGAGUUUCUGCAGACAGAAUAACACUGAACUGGUCAGUGUGAGGAACCAGAAUGAGAGUCAACAGGUUCAGGAUUUCAUUAGUAGUCUUGGGUUAUCUGGAUCAUGGAUCUGGAUCGGUCUGUUCAGAGUCAGAGACUCAUGGCAGUGGUCAGAUCAGAGUAACUCCUCUUUCAGAAACUGGAAUACUGGUGAACCUAAUAAUGCUGGAGGAAAUGAAAACUGUGCAGUGAUCAAACCAAACGCUCAGGGUCAAUGGGCAGACGUCUCUUGCAACAACCAGUUUCCUUUUAUGUGUCAUGAAGAUAAACUGAUUCUGAUCACUGAGACUCUGACGUGGACUGAAGCUCUGAGAUACUGCAGACAGAAUUAUACGGAUCUGGUCUCGGUUCAUUCAGUCCAGAUGCAGCGUCGUGUGAUGAAUGUGGUUAAACGUGCGUCUACUGAGGCGGUGUGGUUGGGUUUACACAACUACUGCAGCAUGAACAUGUGGCUCUGGUUGAGCGGAGAGAUCGUGUGCUAUCAGAACUGGGCUCCAGGGAACGGAACGACACCGGAAAACUGCAGCCUUGAGAAGAGAAAAGGAGCAGUUCAGUCUGGAGGAGAUCAGCGCUGGAUCAGCCUUCCUGAAACUCACAAACUCAACUUCAUCUGCAGCAGAUAUGAAGAGUGAGAUGAUGACAAUGUUUGUGUGUUUACUUACACUGUUUUCAUUAUUUUUAUAUUUACUUUCAUAUGUUUCUUUAGUAAUUUCUGAGUGAAUCUUCUAAUUAUAUUUUAAUAGUCUGCAUUAUAUCUCUGUGCUAAUUAUCUUAACAUAAUGUGAUCUUAUUAAAGUUUUCUGACAUCAAUGAAUAUUCUUUAGAUGUCUAAAAUACUAACACAAUAUAUGUGUGUUUUAAGACUCUUUUUGUAUAUCUGGUGUUUUCAUGUGUCUUUAUGUUUUUCACUAAUCUUAUCUGUAUCAAUAACUGUUGAAUAUGAUUCUGUGAGCAGCAGCUCUUAAGAAUAAUCAUUAUUUGUCUGAAAUCUGGUUUAUAUGUGAAGUGAAGUGGUGUCACAAUGAACUGUCAAUUAAAUGUAAUA